This is a messenger RNA of Indicator indicator, 996 nucleotides long. Its product is annotated as syntaxin-binding protein 1-like. The transcript has 10 exons. The coding region runs from base 1 to 996 and encodes 331 amino acids. Gene Ontology annotation, biological process: vesicle-mediated transport; neurotransmitter secretion; intracellular protein transport. The record is from RefSeq and is a predicted model, not a curated record. Gene Ontology annotation, cellular component: secretory granule; plasma membrane. Gene Ontology annotation, molecular function: syntaxin binding. NCBI's taxonomy places the organism in Eukaryota, Metazoa, Chordata, Aves, Piciformes, Indicatoridae.
AUGGGCACUGGCAUGGGCACUGGGAACGGCCACAAGCAUGGACACCAGUAUGGCAUGGGCACUGGCACGAGCAUGGGGACUGACGUGGGCAUCUGCACUGAAAAUGGCAUGAGCAUGGACACCAGCAUGGGAUGGGAGUUCUCUUCAAGCAAGAGGAUGAACACGGGGGAUAAGACCACCAUGAGAGACCUGUCCCAGAUGCUGAAGAAGAUGCCACAGUACCAGAAGGAGCUCAGCAAGUACUCAACCCACCUGCACCUGGCUGAGGACUGCAUGAAGCACUACCAGGGCACAGUGGACAAGCUCUGCCGAGUGGAGCAGGACCUGGCCAUGGGCACUGAUGCUGAAGGGGAGAAGAUCAAGGAUCCCAUGAGGGCCAUCGUCCCCAUCCUGCUGGAUGGGAAUGUCAGCACCUACGACAAGAUCCGCAUCAUCCUGCUCUACAUCUUCCUCAAGAAUGGUAUCACUGAGGAGAACCUGAACAAACUGAUCCAGCAUGCCCAGAUCCCAGCAGAGGACAGCGAGAUCAUCACCAACAUGGCCCACCUCGGGGUGCCCAUCAUCACAGACUCCACCCUGCGCCGCCGGAGCAAGCCGGAGCGGAAGGAGCGGAUCAGCGAGCAGACCUACCAGCUGUCCCGGUGGACCCCAGUCAUCAAGGACAUCAUGGAGGACGCCAUCGAUGACAAGCUGGACACCAAGCAUUACCCUUACAUCUCCACCCGCUCCUCCGCCACCUUCGGCACCACGGCUGUCAGUGCCCGCUAUGGCCACUGGCACAAGAACAAGGCGCCAGGCGAGUACCGGAGCGGCCCUCGCCUCAUCAUCUUCAUCCUGGGCGGCGUCAGCAUGAACGAGAUGCGCUGUGCCUACGAGGUGACGCAAGCCAGCGGCAAGUGGGAGGUGCUAAUAGGGUCCACGCACAUCCUCACCCCACAGAAACUGCUGGACACGCUGAAGAAGCUCAAUAAAACAGAGGAGGAGAGCAGCAGUUAG